AUAUCCUCAAGAGGCUUGAAAGUGAAAAGUGCAAAAGGUGAACAGCUGAUAAUUCUGUGCCAUAAACAUCAUUAACAAAAAGCAUUUAAGGAAAGAGGUGUUCAUGUUAAGAAAAUUCAGAAAGAUAAGCUACUCAGAAGGGUAGCUGUGUGAUGAAGAGUAUUAGACACUAAUCAGAAGAUCAUCUAUAAGUCAUGUGCUGGUAAUGUUCAUACUACUAUCUUGUAGAUCCUCAAUAAUUCUUGUAUGGACUAUAAUAAAUGGAAUGCAAGAGGAAUAUAUCAGAAUUUCUUCUCAUGGGGUUGUCUUCCAAGCAGAACAUUGAAAUGUUUUGCUUCAUGUUCUUCUUAUUCUGCUACUUUGCCAUCUUGUCUUGGAAUCUGCUGAUCCUUUUCUCUAUUAGAUGCAGUUCUCUGUUCAACCAACCUAUGUACUAUUUCCUCAGUCAUUUAUCUUCUAUGGACAUUUGCUAUACUUCCUGUGUGACACCCAAAUUAAUUGGGGAUCUGCUUGUAGGAAGAAAAACCAUCUCCUAUACAAACUGCAUGGUACAGGUCUUUUUCAUGCACUUCUUUGGAAUGAUUGAAAUUUUAAUCCUGACAGCCAUGGCCUUUGACCGCUGUGUGGCCAUCUGCAGACCCCUUCACUACAUGGUCAUCAUGAGCAGAACCAGGUGCCAUGUCCUUAUCUGGGCUUCCUGGGUUGGUGGGGUUGCUCACUCCUUUCCCCAGGUUAUGAUGCUAAUCUGUUUGCCCUUCUGUGGCCCAAAUGAAAUAGACCACUACUACUGUGACAUUUUCCCUUUGCUGAAAGUUGCUUGCACUGAUACCUACAUCACAGGUAUCCUCAUGGUUGCCAAUUCAGGAAGUGUUGCCUUUGUAAUCUUUGUUAUUUUGUUUGGCUCAUAUGUGGUUAUACUCUUCACAUUAAGGAAUUACUCAGCAGAGGGAAGACGCAAAGCUCUUUCUACCUGUGGAUCCCAUAUCUCUGUGGUUAUUCUAUUCUUUGGGUCUUCUAUCUUUGCUUACCUGAGACCUCCUACUACUUUCCCUGAGGACAAAAUAUUUGCCCUGUUUUAUACUAUUAUUGCUCCUAUGUUCAACCCCCUCAUAUAUACUCUAAGAAAUACAGAGAUGAAGAUGGCUAUAAAGAAAGUUUGGUGUCAGACAACAUUUUUAGGGGAAAAUCACAGUUAA
Grammomys surdaster is the source of this 1196-nucleotide messenger RNA. RefSeq names its product olfactory receptor 4P4-like. Gene Ontology annotation, biological process: G protein-coupled receptor signaling pathway. Lineage: Eukaryota; Metazoa; Chordata; Mammalia; Rodentia; Muridae. The record is from RefSeq and is a predicted model, not a curated record. Gene Ontology annotation, molecular function: G protein-coupled receptor activity; olfactory receptor activity. The transcript is spliced from 3 exons. Bases 261 to 1196 code for a protein of 311 amino acids. Gene Ontology annotation, cellular component: membrane.